AUAGACGACACGACACGCCUCUUUUCAGUUGACUGAUACAUUCACAUAGGCGGAGUUAAAUCUCUGCAUUUAAGAAGCAUACUUCUCAAUAUUAGGAUAACCCCAACAUCGCUUGAACGCUGAGAGGAGACACAGUAGCCUGCUCCAGGUAUCUACGGACUGGUCACCUGCAGCUGUUCUUGCUUAACAAUCCACUUGUUAAUUACAUGUUAAUAUGUUGAAACUGAUAGUAGGCUUAGCACUCGUGACCCUGGUUGCUUGCUUGCAAUGCUCCAACAAUGAUGUCUGUGAGGCAGGCCAGACAUGCUGCCAGGCUCCCUCUGGAGACACCAGCUGCUGUCCCUUACAUCAUGGAGAGUGUUGUGAAGACCACCUGCAUUGUUGUCCUGAGGGCAUGCUCUGCCAAGUAAAGGACUCUAUGUGUCAGAAUGCCACACAUUCACUGCCAUGGGCGGAGAGGUUGCAUGCUGAACAUACAAGCCUUUCCACAGACUCUGAUAUUCCCUGUGAUGGCACUGUGACAUGUUCGGAUGAUUCCACAUGCUGUAAGACUAAAGAGGGAGGAUGGGCCUGCUGUCCUCUGCCAAAGGCUGUGUGUUGUGAAGAUUUUAUUCACUGUUGUCCUAAUGGAAUGAAAUGUAAUGUGGCUGCUGAGACAUGUGAGGACCCAUCAGGCUCUGUACCCUGGUUUGAGAAGAUACCAGUUCAACCAAUCAGCAGUCAGAAUAUGGGUGACACAAAAUUGUCUUCCACCUCUGAUAUUCCCUGUGAUGGCACUGUGACAUGUUCGGAUGAUUCCACAUGCUGUAAGACUAAAGAGGGAGGAUGGGCCUGCUGUCCUCUGCCAAAGGCCGUGUGUUGUGAAGAUUUUAUUCACUGUUGUCCUAAUGGUAUGAAAUGUAAUGUGGCUGCUGAGACAUGUGAGGACCCAUCAGGCUCUGUACCCUGGUUUGAGAAGAUACCCGUUCAACCAAUCAGCAGUCAGAAUGCGGGUGACACAAAAUUGUCUUCCACCUCUGAUAUUCCCUGUGAUGGCACUGUGACAUGUUCGGAUGAUUCCACAUGCUGUAAGACUAAAGAGGGAGGAUGGGCCUGCUGUCCUCUCCCAAAGGCUGUGUGUUGUGAAGAUUUUAUUCACUGUUGUCCUAAUGGUAUGAAAUGUAAUGUGGCUGCUGAGACAUGUGAAGACCCAUCAGGCUCUGUACCCUGGUUUGAGAAGAUACCAGUUCAACCAAUCAGCAGUCAGAAUGCGAGUGACACAAAAUUGUCUUCCACCUCUGAUAUUCCCUGUGAUGGCACUGUGACAUGUUCAGAUGAUUCCACAUGCUGUAAGACUAAAGAGGGAGGAUGGGCCUGCUGUCCUCUCCCAAAGGCUGUGUGUUGUGAAGAUUUUAUUCACUGUUGUCCUAAUGGUAUGAAAUGUAAUGUGGCUGCUGAGACAUGUGAGGACCCAUCAGGCUCUGUACCCUGGUUUGAGAAGAUACCAGUUCAACCAAUCAGCAGUCAGAAUGUGGGUGACACAAAAUUGUCUUCCACCUCUGAUAUUCCCUGUGAUGGCACUGUGACAUGUUCGGAUGAUUCCACAUGCUGUAAGACUAAAGAGGGAGGAUGGGCCUGCUGUCCUCUGCCAAAGGCUGUGUGUUGUGAAGAUUUUAUUCACUGUUGUCCUAAUGGUAUGACAUGUAAUGUGGCUGCUGAGACAUGUGAGGACCCAUCAGGCUCUGUACCCUGGUUUGAGAAGAUACCCGUUCAACCAAUCAGCAGUCAGAAUGUGGGUGACACAAAAUUGUCUUCCACCUCUGAUAUUCCCUGUGAUGGCACUGUGACAUGUUCGGAUGAUUCCACAUGCUGUAAGACUAAAGAGGGAGGAUGGGCCUGCUGUCCUCUCCCAAAGGCUGUGUGUUGUGAAGAUUUUAUUCACUGUUGUCCUAAUGGUAUGACAUGUAAUGUGGCUGCUGAGACAUGUGAGGACCCAUCAGGCUCUGUACCCUGGUUUGAGAAGAUACCCACUCGUCCUAGAGAAGGUCUAGGGUCACAUGAGAAUAAGAGUUGUGACUCCAGUCACUCUUGUCCUGAAUCCAACACUUGCUGUAAGAACAUAGAUGCAGACUGGAAUUGCUGUCCCAUGCCUGAGGCUGUGUGUUGUUGGGAUCAUUUACAUUGCUGUCCUCAAGGCUUCACUUGCAACUUCAUAACACUCACCUGUGACAAUGGCGGCACCUCUGUGCCCAUGACAGUCAUUAUUCCUGGCUCAGCUAAGGAAGGUCACAGACAGACACAGCAUGAGGAAGUGAAAGAAGAAACGGGAGUGAGAAAGUACAAUAGCAGGGUGCCAUGUGAUGCACAAACUUCCUGCCCAGUUCAUACCACUUGCUGUUUGAUUGCAAAAACCAGCAAAUGGGGCUGCUGCCCGUUGCCUGAUGCUGUAUGUUGCAAGGAUGGAGAUCACUGUUGUCCAGCUGGCUAUGAGUGUGAUGUGAGCAAGGUGACCUGCGUCAAGAGAGGUGCUGUGAUUCCUUGGUACAAAAAAAUUGCUGCCAAGAGCACUCCAGCUCCAAGCUCUGACCUUGGCGAUGUUAAGUGCGAUGAUCAGACCAGUUGCCAGACGGGAUACACCUGUUGCCGUCUUUCUUCUGGAGAUUGGGGUUGCUGCCCUCUUCCUGAGGCUGUUUGCUGCCCAGAUCAUGAGCACUGCUGUCCCAAGGGUUACACGUGUGAUGCGGGUGGGGACUGUGUGCAAAACACCUGGCUGCAGGUGGACAGAGUCCCACUCACCCACACUGGUGGCAAAGAGCAACAACCAAUCAGCUCAAUAAAGGACAUUCAGUGUGGUGAUGGACAUAGGUGCCUUGAUAGUGAGACGUGUUGUAAAACCUCUGAGACCACCUGGGCAUGUUGUCCAUCUCCAAAGGCUGUGUGUUGUGAUGAUAUGAAACACUGCUGUCCUGCCGGAUACACGUGCGGUAAGGAUCGAGUAUGUAGUAAACCCAAAGGCCUCAAAUGGAACAGCUGGGGCAACUAGAGGAGGUUUUCCCCAGAAAAGAAAUGAGCUGUUUCUACGAAAACACAAUGCCCCACACCUCUUUCAGUGUGGGUUUUUUUAAAUGUGGGAUUUUUUUAAAUGUGACUAAUCAGUGCAAAUAAAAAGAGAAGUUAACAUGUUAUUGCAGUUCAUUGUAUUUGAACAGGAUUUUUGUGUGAAAGCUGGACAUGAUGGCUAAAAUAACUGUCAGUAUCAGUAAUACCUUCUUUGACUAAUUUUGUUGUACAUGUGUCAUUACUGUAAAGUGUGUAGCCUACAUAUACACAGUAAACAAACUACUACAUACAUGUGAAUAACACAUAAUCAGUCUCUGCCCUCUACUGGCUGCUUUGAAUUUAUGACUCAAUAGCAAAAGUUGACUAGUCCCUAUAUGUCUUGGUUUCCAACGCUGUUCAUAGGCCUACUUAACAUAUAAACAUUACGCCUUAUAAAAACGAUUACUUGACAAGGGAUAAGUAUUUAAAUAAAUUACUUCAGAUAUGGUUUCUUAUUUUCUCUGUAUCUCCAUAUUGCAGGUCAGGUACAUCAUACACAAGUAAAAUCACUAACUGUACAAAUGAUUUCUGUAAUUUUCCAUUGAUCUAAAUGAUUGCUGUGAUGAUUUAUGCUUCGUAACAGAUAAUUAAAAAUUAUGUCUUGAGUAAAAUGCGUCAUUCCAAACUA
Molecule: messenger RNA, 3706 nt
Organism: Paramisgurnus dabryanus
Lineage: Eukaryota; Metazoa; Chordata; Actinopteri; Cypriniformes; Cobitidae
Gene: grna
Product: granulin a
Cellular component (GO): extracellular region
Source: RefSeq, a predicted model, not a curated record